Messenger RNA from Monodelphis domestica (gray short-tailed opossum), 2515 nucleotides. Its product is annotated as caspase-13-like. Gene Ontology annotation, cellular component: NLRP3 inflammasome complex; AIM2 inflammasome complex; IPAF inflammasome complex. Gene Ontology annotation, molecular function: cysteine-type endopeptidase activity. The record is from RefSeq and is a predicted model, not a curated record. NCBI's taxonomy places the organism in Eukaryota, Metazoa, Chordata, Mammalia, Didelphimorphia, Didelphidae. Gene Ontology annotation, biological process: proteolysis; regulation of inflammatory response.
ACCAUGGGACUUUGGGGACUGUAUCCCAGGAAGAAAUCACCAUGUGAGAUGAUAGCUCAGAAGAACAAAGGAAUUUGGGGAACUUAUAUUUUCUUUUGGGGAAACUAAGGACAGGGAAAUAUGAUUGACUGGCAUUACCAUGGGGAUAAGGAAAUGGGAGUGUUCAAACUACUCUGACAGGCUUGGUAAGGGAACCAUAGCCAGAAGCUAGGAUGUCUGGGAAGGGAGGGACUACUUACAAAGGAUACUAAAAGGAAACAUCCAGAGCAGGGCUGGCCUUACUAAGAAUGGACUUUGACACAAUGGAAGAAGCUAUUAAGGUUAGAGGGUAUUUAGCAUUUGAUUCAAGUCUGCUAACUGCAUCUAAACUAGGGCCAUUAAGUAUCUUAACAUCUAUUAUUCAAUCAGAGAUAUCUAAGUCUGAUACUUCCUUCAGAUGGAACUGUCAAGGGAACUGGGGCAGAUUUAUGAACUUGGGGGUCUUCAGAAAUCUCACAUUGACACAGACUUGGGGUUCUCAAGAUCUCAAGAUUGGGGUUUCUAGAUUCCAAGUUGGCAGUAUAUUAUAUGAACACAAAAUAUUGGAAGUCUUUAGAUAAUUCUGGCUCUGGAAUCUCUACUAAAUUUUCUCAAGUUCAGUGUGGCUGACUAAAACAACCAUUUUUUAAAUCACAGUCUGAGCUGAUGCAAUAUAACAGGAUUUAUUUUUAGUCCAUAUAAAAGGGAUUCAUUCAGUAGCAAACUUUUAACUGAAUAUACAAAUAAUCAGGAAGAGAAUAAAUUAAUAAUUUCUGCCUUUCUAGAAAAAAAAAGAAGUGAGGGGGUGAGGGGGAAUGACGAGUAGGAGACUGAGAUAAAAUUCUAGACAAAAAAGAAAAAAGGAGCAAAAUAUUAGAGAGGAAGAGGAGGCAAAAAGGAACAAAGUAAAAACAGGGAAGGAGAAAAUAUGAGAAAGGAGGCAGUAGAAGGGAGGAAGAAAAGAGAGAGUAAAGCUAAAAGGGGUGAAGACUGGUAGAAUUUACAAGAAAAACUUUGACCCGGGAAUUUCCCGGCAUAGUCCUGCAUAAAUAGAAAUGGUCAGUUUCAUCAUUUGUGAUUUUUGCUUCCUCCUUUUAGAGGAAGUGUUCAGUUACUUUCAUUAUCAGUUGUGUCUAAACUGCUUUCAGACUUGGAGUCAAGGAAAGCAAGAGAAACAGACUUCAGGAGCCAUGGCUGAUGGAGAUAGCAACAAAAAACAAAUAAAGCGUUUGGAGAAAAAGCUAAAGACAAAGCUCAAUAUCAGUAAGUUUACGGAAAGGAAUAAAGUGAAGUUGAAGGAAGGUGAAAAAAAGCUAAGGCCAAGGCUGAAAGAAAAGCUAGAAUCCUGGGAAAAAUCUUUAAUUCAGAAGACCAUUGCUGAAAACCUGCUUACUGGUGGUGAACUGGAUGUCAAGGAUGUGAAGCCACAUCCUUCUGAUGCUGCAACAUAUCAGGUCUUGCCAGAUGAGCCUAUCAACACACUCAAGAUUUGUCCUCCUGAACAUUUCAAAAAAUUCAUGAAGGAAAAUGAAGAAAAGAUAUACCCAGUGAAGGAGAAGGAAGGCCGUAAGAGGUUGGCCCUCAUCAUCUGUAACAUCGAAUUUACAUAUUAUUCUGAGAGGACUGGGGCUGAGGUAGACAUUAAAGGAAUGGAAGGCCUUCUGAAAGAUCUAGGAUACACUGUGGAUGUCCAAAGGGACCUCACAUCUUCGGAAAUGGCAUCAGAAUUGAGGAAAUUUGCUGCUCGUCAAGAACAUGAAUCAUCUGAUAGCACUUUUGUUGUGUUGAUGUCUCAUGGUAUCCUGGAUGCUAUUUGUGGGAAAAAUCAUAAGAAGGAGGAACCUGAUGUGCUUCCUUAUGAUACCAUAUUCAACAUUCUAAACACCAAGAAUUGCCCCAAACUGAAAGAUAAACCCAAGGUUAUCAUAAUCCAGGCUUGUCGUGGGGUGAAAAGUGGGAAAGUGUUGAUGAGGGACUCCCCUGAAAUCUCUGAAGACAGCGAAAUUAAUCCAGAAUUGUUAGAGGAGGAUGCAAUCUUUGAGACACAUGUAGAAAAAGAUUUCAUUUCUUUCUUCUCUUCAACUCCAAAUAAUGUUUCUUGGAGAGAUCAUGAAAAUGGCUCCAUCUUCAUUAUAAAAGUCAUCGAUUAUAUUCAAAAGUAUUCUUGGUGUUGCCACCUAGUAGACAUCUUCCAAAAGGUUCAGAGAGCAUUUGAUACUGCGAAUGUUAAGCUCCAGAUGCCCACCAUUGAAAGAAUGACCAUGACAAAAAAUUUCUACCUCUUUCCAGGCAAUUAAACCUAGAAAAUCCAAGUAACUGGAACCUUAGUUAUUUCAGAAGAACAUUUUCUUAUGCAAUUGAGAAAAGGGAAGGAAAGCAUUUAUUGGGAAUAUGUAUAUGUGUUUGCAUAUGUAUGUGUGAAUAUAAAUAUAUAGUAUCUGAUAAAUGCCACAUAUCCAAGGUAUAUACAAAUAAAAGAAAUAUAUAAGAACAAAAA